This is a messenger RNA of Hevea brasiliensis (rubber tree), 3793 nucleotides long. RefSeq lists its product as uncharacterized. Bases 19 to 3258 code for a protein of 1079 amino acids. Gene Ontology annotation, biological process: protein phosphorylation; signal transduction. The record is from RefSeq and is a predicted model, not a curated record. Gene Ontology annotation, molecular function: ATP binding; protein binding; protein kinase activity. Gene Ontology annotation, cellular component: cytoplasm. The transcript has 8 exons. Lineage: Eukaryota; Viridiplantae; Streptophyta; Magnoliopsida; Malpighiales; Euphorbiaceae.
UUCAUUUAUAUUCUCUCUAUGUGCCUCUGCCAGCAAUAUUUACUCCAGUCUUUCACUCCUCUUUCCAUGAAAGAACAACCAGUGUCUCGUAUCCGGAGGAAAUCCACUACCACCACCACAGCCUCCGCCUCCUCAUCAAGAAGUAUCAAGCUGAUUUGCAGCUUCAAUGGCGCUUUCCAUUUUAGGCCACCUUCCAACAAACUCAGAUACAUUGGUGGGGAGACUCGUAUCAUUUCGGUCGACCGGAAAAUCGGCUUCUUCAAGCUUCUCAAUAAGAUGUCCGAUCUUUGCCCUAAAUUACGCUCUUUCUCGCUCAAGUACCAGCUUCCCAUGUACGGGUCAGAAUCCGGGUCCCGACGUGCCCGUGACCCCGAGUCAGACUUGGAAACGGGUGUUCCUCUGGUAUCGAUUGCCUCCGACGAAGACGUUAGGUGCAUGAUCGAGGAGUAUGAUAAGCUGGAGUUGUGCGGUAAGCAUGCUAGGCUUUGGGUCUUUGUGUGUAGUAGUGACGGGAAUGAAUGUGAUAGUCACGAUAAUGAUAUUGGUUAUGAGAAUCACAAUAACAGUAAAAAUGGGUUUUUUAAGGGAAACCGUGAUUUGUGGGUCAAUUACAUAGAGAAUGAUGCUUUGAGAGGUGGGGCCAAGGUGUGUAAAGCACAGUUUGAUGAUAAGGUGGCCAAGAAUCCUGUGAAAGAUGUCGUUAGGUUCAGGUGCGGUGAUGAUUCAUUGAGAAAAAUGGUUUUGAGGCAGCAGUUGCUAGCCAAACAAUCGGAAGGAAUUCAUAGCCUUCGGGGUGUUAAUGGUGGGAGUGAAAUGGAAUUUGUGUCUUCUUGUGAGGAUACUAAUCAUAAAUAUAAUCAACCUCUUAGAGAUUUCGCUCAUGAAACAAACGCUUCGAUGCCACAAGGGGACCUGUAUCAGGGAAACAUGCUGGGUUACAGAAUAGGGAAUGCUUAUUUGCAUGGAAGUGAGAGUUGGGAUAGAUUGGUUCAAUGUCUAGGCCAUCGCUUGCAUCCGUUGAACCCGAAGGAUGGAAAUUUGCAUGUGGAAACGAAUAGUUCCACGCAUUGUUUGUCAGGGCAAAAAUUUCAGGUUUUUGGUGAUGGAUUGGGGAUUUGUGCUGAGAAUUCGAAUCAUUUGCAUAAUUCGAUGGUAAAAAAUAUUUGUGAUCUUCACGAUGCCAAGCGGGAUUCAGGAAUCUUUGGGCAGGGGACACUGAGUCACUUGAAUAGGGAAAAUAUCAUGCCAUGGACUACGGUUUGUGCUUUACGCAACAAUCAUUGGGGUGGAAGCACCUAUCCUGCCAAAUCUCCCUUCUCCAGCGGUGGUUAUCAGAAUGGAAUCCGAAACCAUAGGUUUAUUAUUGCCAAUGAAUCUGGAAAUCAGCGGUUUUAUCCAUACCAGGUUAAGAGCCAUAAGAAUAACCGGGCCGAGAUGGGGAACCAUCGAAAUUCUAGAUUGGAUGGAAGGCUUUCAGCAGUAAAAUGCUACCCUGGGCUAAGGCCAAAUUCAACCAUCUCAAAGCAGGGACCAUCUGCGAGAUUAUAUGGCUCAAAGCAGGGGGGAAGAACUAGCAUGAUCAAUUCAAGUUUUAAUAAGGAUAAUUCCUCCUUUAGCGUACCAAAAGAAUAUAGUGGCUCUGCUGUUUCACUGCGUGGAAAUUCAAAUUCCAAAGACUUUCAUGUAGCUUAUCAUGGAGAAGGUGCUUCUGCUGGCAAACAGUCUCUCUGGUCUCCUAAGGCUGUUGUGGGACCAUCAUCAUGUGUGGAUAAAACAGAAAGUCAACAAGAUCUCUUGACUGGUUCACUAUAUGAAACAAAUGAAGUUCCAUAUCAUAGCAUGUAUGAGAAUUACAAUUCAGUAUCCCUUAAUAAUGAGCUAUUCACAGUUGAGCAGUGGAAGGUUGUUAACAUCUCUGGCUUAUCAAAGGAUCGGUGCUCUACCAAUGAAGCAGAAGUGGAAUGCAAUACCAAUUUGAUAAAUACAGGAAGAGAAAUUAACAUGUUCAACAAUUCAAAGAAUGGAACUUCUUAUUUGGAAAGGGAAGCUUUAUCUUCGGUGGAUCUUUUGUAUAACUUGUCAUUGUCCUCAUCUGAAGGGGUGGAACCUUCUGCCUCUUCUCCUGCCAGUAGUACUGUUGGUGAUUCUUCAUUGAAGACGGAAUCCAAGCCCUCAGAUAUUAUGUGUGGACAACUUAGCACAGGACCUGAAGGUGACAAAUCAAAUGCAGUGGCAUCUAAUUUCUCUGCUCCUAACGCAGUUAGCAUGGAAAAGAAUCAGGAGCAUGAAGAAGAGAUUUUAAACAUUGAAAAAAAGGCUGAGACUAAAGAAAGCACCAAGUGCUCCAGGGUGAUCGGUGGAAUCCCUAGUGACUUGGCUGCAUUUUAUACUCAUCUAGCUAAUCGUGAGUUGCAGACUAUUAAAAAUUCAGAUCUGGAGUAUAUUGAAGAACUUGGUUCAGGCACAUAUGGAACUGUCUACCAUGGAAAAUGGAAAGGUUCUAGUGUUGCCAUCAAGAGGAUAAAACCAAGUUGCUUCAUUGAAGGCUCGUUGAAGGAAGUUCAAUUGGUUGCAGACUUUUGGAAGGAAGCUCACAUGCUUGGUCAACUUCACCACCCAAACAUAGUGGCAUUUUAUGGUGUUGUAACAGAUGGACCUCUGAAUAACUUGGCAACAGUGACAGAGUACAUGGUGAAUGGCUCUCUGAAACAAGUUCUGCGGAGAAAGGAUCGGACAAUUGAUCGUCGGAAGAGGAUAAUAUUGGCAAUGGAUGCUGUAUUUGGAAUGGAAUAUCUACAUGAAAAGAACAUUGUCCACUUUGACCUGAAGUCUCAUAAUUUCCUCGUGAAUAUGAAGGAUCCUCAGCGACCGGUGUGCAAGAUUGGUGAUCUAGGCUUAUCAAAAAUUAAACAGCGGACCCUUGUCUCUGGUGGAGUACGAGGAACCAUACCUUGGAUGGCACCAGAACUUUUGCACAGUAAGAACAAUAUGGUAACAGAGAAGGUUGAUGUUUACUCAUUUGGAAUUGUCAUGUGGGAGCUCCUAACUGGCGAGGAACCUUAUGCAAACUUGAAUUCAGAAGAAAUAAUAGCUGGUAAAAUCAAGGGCGCCCUGCUACCUGAAAUUCCAAGCUGGUGUGAUCCAGCUUGGAGAUCACUAAUGGAGAGAUGCUGGUCAUCUGAUCCUGAGUCUAGGCCAGCCUUCUCAGAGAUUGCUAAGGAGCUACGAACAAUGUCAGCAAGCAUGAACAUUAAAUGACUACAACGAGGCAGAGUAACGUGUCAAUCUUUGCAUGUUUUUCGUGUAAAUACUUUUGGACCAUCGAGAACAUGGCAUGAUGAGACGUGCUAAGUUUUUUUUUUCGUCCACUGUCGUGUCUGAUCGGAGGCUGUGGAGCCAGGUGAACUUCUUUUUUGCUGUCACUGGUAUGAUAUAGCAGAACAUAGACAUAGCCUUAUGUUAGAGAAACACUUACCUUAUAGUCUGGUUUAAUUCUGAAAACCUGCCAUACAGGUACAAGCAAAUCCAUGGAAAGAACUUGUAAUUUUUUUUUUUUUUUAAAUCAAGACCACCAUUGAUCACUCUGUCUGAACAUAAAAUGGCAAUUGAUGGUCUUUGUCUCGUACAUGCAGUUGACAAUUUUUAGCUCUGCAUUUUUUUCAUUUGUAUUUGUACGUAUUUCGUAAUUUAUUUUUUUUAUAUGUAUUUUUUAUUAAUUUUUUUAUACAAUAGAAUAUUACUAUAAUAUAUAGGUUUUUAAUAAGCAAAUAAAUUUAAUUAUUCACGAUCAUAA